CAAGACAUGGGACGUCUCGUCGUCUGUUUACACUUUAGUGUUCACUCCUCUCAUUGCAGGGGCAACUCUCCUCACUCAUUUCAAGAGUUCUCAACAUGAACCAUAUACCACCACCACCACAAAGUCAUAUCUAAUACCUACCAACGACAACAACCAAGGGGCACAAAUGUGACCCAUACAACACCCAUCAUGGCGCCCACCUACCGCAUCGCCAUGGUCUGCGACUUCUUCUUCCCCCAACCCGGCGGCAUCGAAUCGCACAUCUACCAACUCUCCACCAAGCUGAUCGACCGCGGGCACAAAGUAAUCAUCAUCACGCACGCCUACGAAGGCCGAACGGGCGUUCGCUAUUUAACCAACGGGCUGAAAGUUUAUCAUGUACCGUUUCUCGUCAUCUACCGGAGCGCCACCUUCCCGACUGUCUUCUCGUUCUUCCCCGUUUUCCGGAAUAUUGUGCUGAGGGAAAGAAUCGAUAUCGUUCAUGGACAUGCUUCUUUGUCAAGUCUGUGCCAUGAGGCGAUUUUGCAUGCUAGGACGAUGGGACUGAGGACCGUGUUUACGGAUCAUAGUCUGUUUGGGUUUGCGGAUGCGGCGAGUAUCCUUACCAACAAGCUGCUUAAGUUUGCCUUGAGCGAUGUGGACCAUGUUAUCUGUGUUUCUCAUACUUGCAAAGAAAACACCGUCCUGCGCGCCUCCCUCGACCCCCUAAUGGUCUCCGUAAUCCCCAACGCCGUCGUCGCCGAGAACUUUCGACCCCUAGGCUAUCCCUCCUCCACCCCUCCCUCAUCCAUCUCCAUUCCCACCCCCAUGGGCCUCCCCCCACCCCAUCCCUCUUCCUCCCUAACCCCCCCGCGCCGCAUCCUGGGCCCGCACGAUCCCAUAACAAUAGUAGUAAUCUCCCGCCUCUUCUACAACAAAGGCACCGACCUGCUCACCGCCGCGAUCCCGCGUAUCUUGGCCGCGCACCCCAACACGCGCUUCAUCAUCGCCGGCUCCGGCCCCAAAUCGAUCGACCUCGAGCAAAUGAUUGAGCAAAACGUGUUGCAAGACCGGGUAGAAAUGCUCGGUCCGGUCAGGCACUCCGAGGUGCGCGACGUCAUGGUUCGGGGCCACAUUUACCUGCACCCCUCUCUAACCGAAGCCUUUGGCACCGUCAUCGUCGAGGCUGCGAGCUGCGGGUUAUAUGUCGUCUGCACGCAAGUGGGCGGUAUCCCCGAAGUCCUGCCGGGGCACAUGACCGUGUUUGCCAAACCGGAGGAAGACGACCUAGUCGCCGCCACGGGGAAAGCCAUCGCUGCGUUGCGGCGCAACGAAGUGCGAACAGAAUUAUUCCACGAACAAGUUAAAAACAUGUACUCUUGGACCAACGUCGCGGAACGCACCGAGCGCGUGUACAACGGCAUCAGCGGAGCCAUUUCCGAAGCGGAAUUCUACGGGUACGACCACCUGAAAGACCGAAACGGGAGUAACGGGUGGACGGCGGUGACGGCCACGCGGGGGAUGAGGAGCGGGGUGCAGAGUUUUGCGCUGAUUGAUCGACUCAAAAGGUAUUAUGGGUGUGGAGUGUGGGCGGGCAAACUUUUCUGUGUGUGUGUGAUUAUCGAUUAUUUGAUUUUCUUGUUUUUGGAGCUGGUUUUCCCUAGGGAAAGGAUUGAUAUCUGUCCGGACUGGCCGAGGAAGAAGAAGGUGGUUGACACGAGGGGGGAGGGAGGCGGGUUGGAAUGGGGGGAUGUGGAGGAUUAUCGAAGGCGGUCGAGGCCGAGUCGGUUGAGGUGAGGGUGUGGGUAUCAUUUGGUUGGUGGUCAUGUAAUCAUGUUAUUAGCGAUGCCUGUUUUGGAAAUACUAAUUAGAGAUCUUGUUCGUUCGA
This is a messenger RNA of Neurospora tetraspora, 1867 nucleotides long. Its product is annotated as phosphatidylinositol N-acetylglucosaminyltransferase GPI3 subunit. NCBI's taxonomy places the organism in Eukaryota, Fungi, Ascomycota, Sordariomycetes, Sordariales, Sordariaceae. Gene Ontology annotation, biological process: GPI anchor biosynthetic process. The record is from RefSeq and is a predicted model, not a curated record. The transcript is spliced from 2 exons. Gene Ontology annotation, molecular function: phosphatidylinositol N-acetylglucosaminyltransferase activity. Gene Ontology annotation, cellular component: glycosylphosphatidylinositol-N-acetylglucosaminyltransferase (GPI-GnT) complex. Bases 190 to 1776 code for a protein of 528 amino acids.